Messenger RNA from Oncorhynchus mykiss (rainbow trout), 2604 nucleotides. The record is from RefSeq and is a predicted model, not a curated record. Lineage: Eukaryota; Metazoa; Chordata; Actinopteri; Salmoniformes; Salmonidae.
GUAAUACCUUAUGAGUUGAACGGAAGUGCGAUUACAUACGAAUAUCCCACUUCCAACAUUGCUGCUAUUUAUCAACAACAUUGUUUGCGCGACUCGUUCUCUUCUUACACAUACCAAAUUGGGCCAUUUGCCAUAGUGUUAGAACUAUAAAUAAACGGAUUGUUUCUUACACACUGUCUAGUUAGAGAAUUGUAUUCUAUUUACUUAAUCACAGAGAAUCCUGGGUUGGACAAGAUGGCCAGCUGCAAUUUUCAGGCGCAGUUGGUAUCCAUUCUUGAGGUAUUGGCUAAAGCAGCUGUAGCAGAAAUAAACAAUCGUGUAGAUGAUAGCUGUGCUGUUAUACGUUUGGAAAUGACCCAAAGCCAGCGUGAUAUUGAUGUACUGAAAAAGAAGUGUCAAAUGAUGGAGAGCGAGCUGAAGAAGACACGAGGACGAGUCAGGAGAAAAGGUAGUACUUCACGGUUUUUACCCCAUGUUAUCAGAGAGAUCUUCAUAUCCAGUAAAGAUUAUUUUGAACAAGCAGAGGAGUAACUCACAGUGGGGAGAAGACAAUAUGGCAGUUGAAGAGGACUCUCAUCUCCAUGUGUGAUACAUCACCUUUUAGAGUUAUAGAGACCUGACCUUUUGGAUCAAUUCUGUUAUUGGAAUAUCAGGAGAAUUUACCGCUUUCGUGUGAUUCAUGAGUAUAAAAAGUGUUAGAUAUGGUGUGCGCCCAGAGUAAUAACCUCAGUCCCUGUUACAGCCUACAGAUGUGGAGCAGAGAGUGGAGACUGAACCCAUACUGAUCAAAGAUGAGGAGACAGCAGAGGACGUGUGGAAGACUGACCCUCAGGAAGGGCUCAGGAUCACUGGAGAGGAGUCUGGUUCCAAGCCUGGGAAACCACCAUCCUUUGAGCAACGGCACUGUGAUGAGGACUUCAUCACACAACCCAAUAUAUCUCCCAGAGACUCCGUGGAACAUUACACCAAUUCUGAUCGUCCAGAGGAACCAGGAACACCCCGGCUCUCAUCUACAGAGGUGUUCAGCACAGAGCAGCACCGGCCAGACGAGGACUCACUAAACCUAGUGAUGGUGAAAGAUGAGAAAGAGGAGGAGCUGGAUCAGACCACAACCCUGGCAGGACCUGACCAGUUUGUCAUGGAUGACAAUGAUGGGCAGCUGUGGACCUCUGUGGGUCCAGGCAGAAACACUGACCCUGAUGGCCACCCAGAUUUCUCCUUUCAUUCCACAGAAGAGUACUCUCAGAAUAUCUCAAUUUUCCCAUCUCAUAGUGGGCUGCCAUCCAUUCCUACGAUGACCAAUGAAGUGGGGCCACCGCUUCACUCUUCUAUAUGGAAACCACAUGCUAAUAUGUUCAGUGCAUCAAAACACAUUAAAAGACAUAUCAGGACAUCGGCUGAUGAGACUAGACAACAGAUGCCAGAGGGACAGAGUAGCGAGACGCUGAACUCAAAUAAUGUAGGUAAUAGUUUAGCUCUACAGUCAAGGCAGCAUCAAUACAGGGCUUCAGAAGCAACAGUGAGAUUGAGCGAGUGCAUGACAGGGUCAAACAUGGCCACCACCUCCACCUUCUCAGAAUACAGCCUGAGUCGCAGUAGUUUUAACAUGGUGAAGAGAAUGAGGACUCAGUGGAGGUCGGGCGGCACCACCGAGAGGCGUUUCAGCUGCACCUUUUGUGGGAAGAGCUUCCAGCGUCUCUGCCAGCUCAAAGUACACCUCCGGAGUCACACCGGAGAGAAACCGUACACCUGCGAUCAGUGUGGCAGGAGUUUUACCCAGCAGUGCAACCUGAUCAGACAUGCUAUGGUCCACAGCGGGGAGAAGCCCUACGAGUGCACACAGUGUGGGAAGUGCUUCACCCGGCGCUCCAAAAUGACAUCACAUCAGAGAACUCACAUAGGAGAGAGUCCAGUGUCUCAAUAUGUGAUACCUGCAUACCCUGGGGAUCCAUACACAAGUUUAAUGUAGUCUCAGAAGAAAUAGGAACAUAAUUUCAGUUUUUCUGUAACUCUUUCUACAUGGAAAUGUGGUGCAGAAGGUAUUUUGACAAGCUUUUCCUCCCAAUUGAUUUGUGCUUUUCUUGUUUGAUUGUUGAAGGCUUGAUUUUGAAAGUCAAUCCGUCUUUUAGAUCAAUAAUACGAAUACAUGAGACCUAUAUGUAGAGCUUUUCAAUGACCCAAAAUUGCUUUACAAUUGUUGAAAAAAAUUAUCACAAGACGGCACCAGACUUAACAGCAGGAGAAACAAAGAGAAGGGGCUUAAAGUAAGGACAAGAGUGUGUGUAGGUGCUUUUUUUCAAUUAGAUUUGCUCAACUCCUGCGUUUCUUCCUAGUCCUCUCUCGCCUCCUUUGGAAAAAAGGUCAAAAUAAUGGAGGAGAGGGGGUGAGGAGAGUGAUGUGGACGAAAAUGUGCUUUUAUGGAAUGAGAUGGUCCUUAUCCAUCAGGCAAAGGACGUUUACCGGGGUGGAUCCCAAAAUAAAUGUGUAAAGCGAUGAAAAAAAUGUAAGUUAGUUUUGCAAUACAUUUUAUACAUAAAAGGUUAAGUAGCAUAUUGUUUUUAAAUGUGUGCAUGCUUUUCUCUGACGACAAUACAACAGCUGAUU